Molecule: messenger RNA, 1464 nt
Organism: Amphiprion ocellaris (clown anemonefish)
Lineage: Eukaryota; Metazoa; Chordata; Actinopteri; Pomacentridae
Product: adenosine receptor A1-like
Exons: 2
Coding region: 56-1039 (327 amino acids)
Biological process (GO): G protein-coupled adenosine receptor signaling pathway
Cellular component (GO): synapse; membrane; dendrite
Molecular function (GO): G protein-coupled adenosine receptor activity
Source: RefSeq, a predicted model, not a curated record
AAGGCACACAGAGCGUUGAUGCUCAGACUCAGAUAAUUGCCAUCUAAGAGGCACUAUGGAUGCUGGAGAAGUGAUUUACACGGUGAUGGAAGUGCUCAUUGCUGUUAGCUGCUGUCUCGGUAACUUGCUGGUUAUCUUGGCUUUGUGGACCAGUAAAAGCAUUCAGCAGCCCACAUACUGCCUCAUCGUGUCUCUGGCUGUGGCUGACUUCAUGGUUGGCUGCGUGGCCAUACCGCUGGCUGUCGUUGUGGACGGACGAGUGGAGACUUCAUUCCACACUUGUCUCUUCAUCAGCUGCGUGGUCAUCCUGUUCACUCUGGUUUCAGUCCUCUCUCUUCUGGCUAUUGCAGUGGACCGUUACCUGCGGGUCUAUAUCCCUCUCAGGUACAAAAGGACUGUAACCCAGAGACAUUCUUAUCUGGUGGUCGCUGCAUGUUGGCUUGGUGCAAUACCACUGAGUUUUGCUCCCAUGCUUGGAUGGUACAACCACAAAAACCUGCCUGAGUCUGUCAAUUCUACAUUUGUCUGCCAGUUUAUAGCCGUCAUCCCCAUGUCGUACCUGGUUUAUUUCCAUUUUUUUCUCUGCACCUUGACACCGCUGUUGGUAAUGACUGCAUUGUACAGCUAUAUCUUCUGUUCUAUUCGAGGAAACCUUCGCGAGAAACCAGGCAACGUUACCCCGAAACAGUCUCAGAACUACCUGAAGAAAGAGAAACAGCUUGCAGGAUCUCUGUCCCUGGUCUUGGCUCUGUUUGUACUGUCGUGGCUCCCUCUCAACUUAAUGAACUGUAUUGUUUACUUCGGCAAGCAGAAUGAUGUACCUGUAGCAGCGUUCUAUGUUGGUAUUUUGCUCUCUCAUGCUAACUCAGCUGUCAACCCAGUUGUGUAUGCAUUCAAAAUACAAAAAAUCAAGGCAGCGUAUCUGAAGAUCUGGACACGGGGUACAUCAUGUGCAGCAGAAAAUCAAAGAUAUCAGUCAAGCCAGACAACAGACAACAAUCCCAGCAGCAACAUGAACAGUGGGACCAACAAUAACUGAAUGCAGAUUUCCUUGUUUGUGUGUCUCUUUGUUCUUAGUGAUCACUCCUUUGACUCAUGACUAAAAAUCUGCCUUGUUGAGCGCACGUAUUGGUGCAUUUUCCUUGACUAAGCAAUACCUAUUCUAUUUAGCUUAUUCAAUCUUGUGUCCUUUCAUAGCUUAUCAGUUGCUGUAAUUUGUGUAAUUUGUAUGUUCACCGUGUGAUAGCUGAGCCCUUUAUUUUUUCACUUCAUUUAGUUGUACUUUUUCAUUUAAUUUCAUGUCAGUCUUUAAGCUAAAUGAGCUAAAUACUUUUUGCACAGUACUGCAUGUCUGAACUCUAUUGGAUGCACAAGAAGAUCAAUAUUCUCAUCUGGCUCUGAGUGAAAUGGAAAACCAGUGUACUCUCCUCAAUGUAUUCUAUUAAAAAUGUAGUUUCAAGCUGA